This is a messenger RNA of Stegodyphus dumicola, 886 nucleotides long. Its product is annotated as synaptotagmin-12-like. Gene Ontology annotation, cellular component: plasma membrane; exocytic vesicle. Gene Ontology annotation, molecular function: phosphatidylserine binding; calcium-dependent phospholipid binding; SNARE binding. The record is from RefSeq and is a predicted model, not a curated record. Gene Ontology annotation, biological process: synaptic vesicle endocytosis; calcium ion-regulated exocytosis of neurotransmitter. NCBI's taxonomy places the organism in Eukaryota, Metazoa, Arthropoda, Arachnida, Araneae, Eresidae.
UUUAGUGAAACCGAGGAUCUAAUAGUGAUAAUAAACCGAGCCAGAGACUUAGUAGGACCUAUACCUAACUCUGUUGUCGAUACUUAUAUCAAAGUAUUCCUUCUUCCUGACAGAUCUACAAACAUGCAAACAAGGGUUCAGCGCAAGACCAAUAACCCACUCUUCAAAGAAAGGUUCCUUUUUGGGGUGGAUGAAGCGGAUCUUCCUCAAAGGUCGUUAUUGUGCACUGUGUAUACUUGUGACAAGUACACAAAUUCCAUGAUGGGAGAGUGCGAAGUCAAAUUAUCUGAUCUUGACCUAGCGCAGCCUUAUCUAGGAUGGUUCCCAAUUAUCGACUCAAAUCAGGGUCCUGCAGAACUAGGCGACAUUAUGUUUUCUUUGAGUUACUUACCUACCGCUGAACGCCUAACUGUAGUCAUUGUCAAAGGAAGAAAUCUGCGAUGGAAAAAGACACCCAAUUUAUCAGAAUUCAACCCCUUUGUAAAAGUUUACCUCCUACAGAAUGGCAAAAAAUUCGCGAAGAAGAAAACGUCUGUUAAAAAGAAUGAAAGGGAUCCAAAUUUCAAUGAAGCGAUGAUCUUUUCUGUGCCCUCACACGCCUUACAGAAUAUGCAACUACGAGUUACAGUCGCCGAUUUCCAAGGUUCUGGAAAAUCACCUGCCGUCGGUCAUGUAUUUGUGGGACCUUACUGCAAAGGAAAAUCCUUGUCCCAUUGGAACCAGAUGAUGUCUUCCUUGCGCAAGCCAGUAGCGAUGUGGCAUCCAUUGAGAAAGAUCUCUGACUUUUAAUUAGCGUACGAAAGAAAUUUUCCUAAAUUGUUAGUUGAUUUACAGCACAUAACACGUUACCAUAGAAUGUCUGAUAAAAGAUUUCAUUGCGUCUAAA